Messenger RNA from Camellia sinensis, 2084 nucleotides. The record is from RefSeq and is a predicted model, not a curated record. NCBI's taxonomy places the organism in Eukaryota, Viridiplantae, Streptophyta, Magnoliopsida, Ericales, Theaceae.
CUGGAACUCUCAUUCGUACACUACCAAAGUCAAUUUGUAGCCUUCACAAUUUGCAGACUUCAAACCUAAAUUCCUGUUAUGAGCUUCAGAGGCUGCCCAAGAACAUGAAAUCCCUAAGAAGUCUCCGACAUCUUUAUUUGAAACAUUGUCGCAAAAUACAAGACAUGCCUCCAAAGCUUGGGCAUUUAACUCUUCUGAGGACAUUAAGUUUAGUUGUCGUGGUUAAGAGUAGUGGUCAUCGGGUAGUUGAAUUGCAAUGCUUAGAUCUUGGAGGGGAACUGUAUAUCCGUCACCUUGAGAGAGUGAGAAACUCAAUGGAUGCCAAAGAAGCCAAUUUGGUCGGAAAACAGAACCUUCGAGUCUUGAGGUUAUCAUGGGGACAUGACAGUGAAUCAGAAUCACAAGCAAAUGUUGAACAACUACUUGAAUCCUUCGAACCUCACCCAAAUGUUGAAGAGUUGUUCAUAGACAAUUACAGAGGUGCCCACUUCCCACUUUGGAUGAGGGAUUCAAUUCUUAAAAACAUAGUUUCUAUUGUGCUACUUAGCGGCAGAAACUGUUUAGAACUUCUAGCCUUUGGACAGUUGCCUUCCCUGCGACGGCUUCUGAUUUCCGAAAUGGAUUAUGUGGAGUACAUUGACAAUUACUUCCCUAGCGGAAGCCCUGUUAGAGGAUUUCCGGCUUUGGAAGUGCUCCGUAUUUCUAAGUUGCCAAAUUUGGUAGGGUUGUCAAGGGAGGAAGGAAGAGAGAUACUCCCUUGUCUUCACCAGAUAUACAUCAGCAAUUGCCCAAAAUUGACCUUGUCGCGUCUUUCAUCACCAAAACUCUUGAAUGUCUGGAGUUCCAGCAACGUGGAACUAAGUUCAAUCUCAAAUCUUAAGAAUCUCACUACCCUUUCAGUUGAUGGCGGGGACAUGAUUUCUUUUCCAGAAGAGAUGUUGCAAAACCUAACUGUUCUUGAAUCUCUACAAAUUAGAAGCUUUAGCCAACUUAGAGUGCUACCUACAAACUUGGAAAGCCUCGUAUCUUUGAAGUCAUUGAGUAUCAUGCGUUGUCAUGAGAUUGAGUCUUUGCCAGAUCAUGGGCUACGAAGCCUAAAGUCUCUCCAACGUCUGACGAUUGACAACUGCAAUAAUUUGAGUGCUUUAUCUGAGAGUUUGGGACACCUCACUGCCUUGGAGGAAUUGCAAGUUCAUGGGUGUCCCAAGCUAGUGACUUUGCCAGACAGCAUUAAACAUCUUGUUUCUCUUCGACACCUAAAUAUUUGUGGUAGUCCUGGAUCCUGGUAUGCAGGUGAUCUUGUUAUUUGUGCAGAGUUGAAGACUUUGCCUGAGGCAUUGAAACAUGUCCCUGCACUUCAAUCUCUAUCUAUUUCUAGGUAUCCAGAGGUCACAUCACUGCCUGAAUGGUUGGGAAACCUUACGUCACUUCAAUCAUUGCGCAUUGGUUACUAUCCCAAGAUUCCAUCACUUCCACAUGGCUUUCAAAGGCUAACCAACCUCCAAACUUUGAGCAUUUAUGGAUACUGUCCUAAAUUGGUAAGGCGAUGUCAAAAGGAAAAGGGGGACGAUUGGUAUAAGAUAGCACAUAUUCCAGAAAUCAAUCUGGAUGAAAUUAACGAGAUUGAGCACAUUGAGUCCUCCAUGAUUCGGAGAUUCAGGUGCUGCUAGGCUUUCGGGUCACAAUGACAGUAGCAUGAUAGCUGCAAGUUUUGAAGUGGUUGUAGCAUUGGAUACAUUGCUGGCGAGGAAUAUAUUGGGCUGCUUAUUAUAGGUCUGAGGUUGGAUAACCGGCGGUGGUUUCAUUCAGCUGUUCUGUUCUCAGACUCCCUUUGUGUUAAUUUCUUCUCUGUGAAAUAAAGAUUAAAUGUAGGUCUUAUUGGGCUAUGUGUAAUAAUAUUAGUGUGUGAUGGACACUGGGUGCUCUAGCCUUCGGAGGUUAGAGGGUUAGAGCCUCCUAUCAUGCCCACUAUUUUUUUGAGCGAUGAUUUGAAGUUCAAUUUCUGUUAUAAUUUUAUAUUCUUUCACUAGUGUUAUGUAGUAUGUAUUUUGUGUUGAUUAUUGGAGUUUACUCUUGAAUUUUAA